UGAGCAAGUGAAGCGAAUAAAUAAAUAAAUUGAGGAAUUUAAAGAACCUGAUUCAGAAUUCAGAAGUUCAAUCGUUGGAGUUUGAUUCUGUAGAAACAAAAUGAAAGUGAAGGGAGGAGGGAAGAGGAAAGUGGUAGCCGGAGGGGGAGGGAAUUUGGGUCCAAAUGAAGCAGUUGAUGUUUUUGUUGAGGAGAAUUACAUUGAUGUGAACGAGGAAAAACACCAAGAGGGUGAAGAAAUGGAUGAAGAGAACGAAGAGGAAGAGGAGGAAGAAGAAGACGAAGAAGAUGAAGAUGAAGAAAUGGCACGUGAUGAGGAGCAGGAGGAGCCUCAAGAAGACCGCCCCAAGCUUGACGAGGGUUUCUAUGAAAUUGAAGCCAUUCGUCGUCGAAGAGUUCGGAAGGGUCAGCUUCAGUAUCUCAUCAAAUGGCGUGGUUGGCCGGCAACUGCUAAUACUUGGGAGCCAUUGGAGAAUCUGCAGUCAUGUUCAGAUGUUAUUGAUGCAUUUGAAGAGAGCUUGAGGUCCAGUGGCAAAUCUUCUAGGAAGCGCAAACGCAAAUAUGGAGGUCCUCAUACUCUGGUAAAGAGGAAACAGCCACGCACUAGUAAUGCUGCCUACAAUGUUGGUGUUGCUGGUCUAUCUCGAGCCACUUCUCUCACUAACACAAGCCUUAUUGAUCUCCCAGCCUCUAAUCAAUCUAUAGGAUCAGGUCAAGAAGGAGAAAAAAAUGGAGAUCUCAGCAUUGUCAAAACACGCAGGCAGACUAGUGAGAAUAGAUUUGCAAAUGGUGCAAAACAAGUUGAUGUGAGGAAAGAGGAAUCUGAGUAUGAUCCAAAGCUGAGUGAACUGAAGGGAACAAUGUCUAACAAUGAGGCCAAUGGCGAUAAGAUUGCAGUAAAUUUACAAGAUGCCAAGGUUUUAGAAGGCAAUGGUCUUACUCAUGGGGUCGUCAAAGUUGAUCGAGCAGAAUCGGUUCCAAAUGAUCGACGCACAGGAGCUAAGAGAAGGAAGUCUAGUUCUGUGAAGAGGUUUAAACAAGAUUUAGCCUCCUCUAAACUGGUAGCUGGUCAAGAUUCAACACCAAGCAUUGCUGCUGGCUGUGGUGAUAUAGGUGAGCAACUCGGGUUUGGAAAUUCAAGUUACAAGAACAAGUUUGAUGGUUCCAGAAAUGCAUCUGCACUUGUCAAAAUCAUCAAGCCUAUAGAUUUCUCAGCUUCUGUAUCAGAUAAUGUCCAGGAUGUGUUGGUGACCUUUGUGGCUUUGAGCUCUGACGGUAAAGAAGUGAUGGUGGAUAACAAGUUUCUCAAGGCUAAUGAUCCUCUUCUGUUGAUCAACUUCUAUGAGCAACAUCUCAAGUACAGUGCACAAUGAUUUGAUGGGCAUUUUAAAAGGAGAUUGUGAGUGUAGCAAUAUUUGCUUCAAACUAGCUUCUGUUGUAUACAUAUGUUGUAGUUCUCUCUUUGCAAUAGAUGCUCUGAGAUGAAAAAUACCCUUUUGAUCCAUCAAAUGACACAAAACAGCGUGAUAAUAUUGUAGUUCCAUUCCGACUUCUAUUUACCUUUUUGUCAAAAUAGGUCAGAUUUAUAUACCAACUAAAUGAGUAUUUAAGAUGGUGAUGUUUAGAGAUUCACCAUCUCUGGAAAUAUAGGUAGUUUGUGAAUGGUCAUUUGUACUUAUCUUCAUCCAAUGAUUUCUCUCCUAGGACGAAUGACCAGUAUUAUGCUCUAUAUUGCAGUGAUCUUCAUUGAAAUAGUAAUGGGUGCCCAUUACUUUGUAAAUAUGACUUUUGGUUGUAUUAUGCUUGCCAUCAUACUAUUUAGGAAAUGUGAUUGCUUUUCUAUUGAUUUCA
Messenger RNA from Mangifera indica (mango), 1850 nucleotides. RefSeq names its product chromo domain-containing protein LHP1-like. NCBI's taxonomy places the organism in Eukaryota, Viridiplantae, Streptophyta, Magnoliopsida, Sapindales, Anacardiaceae. The record is from RefSeq and is a predicted model, not a curated record. Gene Ontology annotation, biological process: heterochromatin formation. Gene Ontology annotation, cellular component: nucleus.